AUGGGGAAUUCCAUCAAUGUGGAUAUAGAUUUAAUCCCUAAACCUUACGAUAAAUAAUUAUAACUAUAUCCAGAUUUAGCAUAUAUGGCACCAGAAUUAACUUUGAAUCCAUCAUUAGGAUCGUAUUAAUCAGAUAUCUUUUCAUUAGGAUUGAUAUUAUCAGGUUUAAUUAGGUUACAAUUAACAGGAAUGAAAGAUUUGAUUUUAUUCCAGAUAUCACACAUCACCUAAUAUUCAUCUAGUUUUGAGUGCCUAUUGCCAUUUAUAUAAAAAAGCCCCUUUUUUUCUUAGAUUCAAGAUCAAUCAUUAAAAGACCUUAUCAUUAAGAUGCUUAGUAAAGAAUUAAGUUAAAGACCUGCGAUUAUAGAUAUCUAUCAUCAUGAAUUCUUUUUAGACCCUUUGAUUAGGUUGAUGCAUUCACUUAGAUAAUUUCAAUAAUUCGAUGCUGAGUAGUAGGCUGCUUUACUCAAAUAAAUAUCAAAAAGCAUUUAUAAAUUUGAAAGGUAAGUAAUUGUGAAAAAUAUAUUACCAAAUAUAAUGCCUUUGAUAACGAAUGAAAAAUUGAUGCAACACGUAAUAUUCAUCGCUAUUGAUGUUUCUAAAAUGCCUGAUUAAGCAAUUUAAGAGAAAUAUAUUGGUUUGUGUUGGAAUAAUAUUAAAAAGGUCUCUGGACUUCCAAGUAUGCCUGCUCAAGCCCUUUAUUGUUUGGUUUAAAAUAUCAAACAAUUUUAUGAGAUAAAACUACCUGACAGUGAAAUAUAAGCACAUCUAGUUCCACUGUAUGUUAAAUGUUUUGAAUCUGACGUGGCAAAACUAUAAGAAGUUGCUCUAAGUCAAACCUAAAUGAUAAUGGAAAAGAUAGAAUAUUAAUACACAAAAAAUAAGAUUCUUCCUAGAUUACUUCAAUUAUGCUUGGAUUCAUCCAAUAAGGAGGUUAAUCUAUUGGCAUUAUAAGUAUUGAGCAAAACAUAGCACAUAUUUGAUAAAGUUUCUAUUUCAGAUAAUAUUUUACCAACAUUAGAAAAGUUUAGAAAAAUGACAGCCCCUACCAAAAUUUAAGCAUAAUUACUUUUAGAAAUCUAUAAAUCAUUUUUAUAACACCUAAACUACGAAUAAAUUGUAACAAGAUUGCUUCCUUAAUUGUUGCCUUAUAUAAUUGAAUUGAAUAUUGGGAAAUCAUUGAUUUAGAAAUAUUCAGAAUUGCUCUAAAGUUUAAUUUAGAAAAUUGCAGUUGAGAGAAUGUCAUGUUUACCUGAGGAUACAGAUGAAUAAUAAUAAUAGUAGUAAUAGUAAUAAUAGUAAUAAUAAUAGUAGUAAUAGUAAUAAUAAUAGUAACAAUAAUAAUAGUAAUAGUAAUAAUAAUAAUAAUAAUAAUAAUAAUAAUAAUAAUAAUAAUAAUAAUAAUAAUAAUAAUAAUAAUAAUAAUAAUAAUAACAAUAAUAAUAAUCCUCAUCAUCAAGUUUAUUUUUCUAAAGAUAAAGUUCUUUGGAAAAAUCAAAUCAUUUUUAAAGUAGUGAAUUGAAUUUAGAUCAACUUUAACCUGUUUCAUAAUAGUAAAAUAAAUCAAAUAGCAGUCUUUCUCCUAUUGUAACAGGCAUACCUUAAAAUGGAAUAAAUGAAAUAUCUUAAUUAAAUAUUUAGCUGAAUCCAAUAUAAAUCGGGUAAGUUUAGUCAUAAAUAUCCCCUUACCCUGCAAACUAUCCUCCUUCUUCAAUUGGAAUACCAUAAUUUAAUUAUCAAUAAUAACCUUUAAACUUUGAUUUUUAAAUUCCAUUUGAAUAAUCUAUUCCUAAAUAGGCUAGUAUUCAAUCAACCAUAAAUUUAUUUAAUUAAGAUGAUAUAAAAUAGAAAGAUUAAUUAAGAUAGGACUUCAAUAAUCCUGUCUAAUCAAACAAUUAAUUCAUCAACUUUGAUAAUCCAUUUCAACAAAAUCAAGAUCAACAACCAAAAGGAAAUGCUAAUAAAUAUAAAGAAUUUGAUAAUAUCAAUAUUUUAGAUGAAUAAGCUCCUUAAAUAUAAUAACAACCAUCACUAAUUAAUGACAUGCAAGCAUAAUAAUAAUUUGAUUAAUAAUAAUAAUAAUAAUAAUAAUAAUAAUAAUAGGAAUAAAUAAGUAAUGUAAAUUAGGAGAAAUAAAUGAGUAUUAACAUUAAUUUUGAUCCAUUUUAGAACUGGGGGAAAUUCUGA
Messenger RNA from Paramecium tetraurelia, 2187 nucleotides. RefSeq lists its product as uncharacterized. Gene Ontology annotation, biological process: protein phosphorylation. The transcript has 5 exons. The record is from RefSeq and is a predicted model, not a curated record. NCBI's taxonomy places the organism in Eukaryota, Ciliophora, Oligohymenophorea, Peniculida, Parameciidae. Gene Ontology annotation, molecular function: protein kinase activity; ATP binding.